UCUGCGGCACCUGUCCGCGCACAGGGGGUGGGCUCUCGCGCUCGGGAGGCGGCGGUGUCCUCGUAAAGGGUCGGGGAGUUUCGGAGACACACAGCAAUGUUUGGAGUAGCAACGGCGGCGCGAGGGCCCCUGUAGGUGGCUCGUGCCUCACGCCCAGCAGCUGUAGCAGGAGUGUGCAUUGCUUGGAAGGAUUAAAGGGGAAAAAAUGUUUUCCUUGAAGGAUGCUGUGAUGGGUGCCUCCACUUUCUUUGCUUCAGCUCUGCCACACGAUGUCUGUGGAAGCAAUGGUCUUCCUCUGACGCCAAACUCCAUUAAAAUUUUGGGCCGUUUUCAAAUCCUUAAGACAAUCACCCAUCCCAGACUUUGUCAGUAUGUGGACAUUUCUAGAGGAAAGCAUGAGAGGCUGGUGGUGACUGCUGAACACUGUGAAAAGAGUCUGGAAGACUUGCUGCGAGAGAGGAAACCUGUGAGCUUUUCAAGGAUUUUACGCAUAGCAUUUGAGGUAUUGCAGGGCUUGCAAUAUAUGAACAAACAUGGAAUGGUCCACCGAGCACUCUCCCCUCACAAUAUCCUCCUGGAUCGAGAGGGACAUAUUAAAUUGGCUAAGUUUGGACUAUACCACAUGACAGCUCAUGGUGUUGAUGUUGAUUUUCCUAUAGGGUACCCAUCAUACCUGGCACCUGAAGUAAUUGCACAGGGAUUUGUCAAACCUAGUGAUCACACUCAGUGUGAGAAGCUGCUGCCCUCUGGCCCUAAAUCAGAUGUGUGGUCUCUUGGUAUUAUUUUAUUUGAGCUUUGUGUGGGUAGAAAACUGUUCCAGAGCUUGGAUAUAGCUGAAAAACUAAAACUUCUGCUUACAUUAGGCUGUGUGGAUGACAUUGUAACCGUAUUAGCUGAAGAACAUGGUUGUCUGGACAUUAUUAAGGACCUUCCUGAAAAUGCCAUAGCUCUGCUGAAGAAAUUCCUUACAUUUCAACCUUCCAAAAGGCCAACUCCAGACCAGUUACUGUGUGACAAUGUGUUCAGUGAAGUGGCCUCUGUAUACCCACCCUUCCACAAACCUGCCAGUCUGUUCUCCUCCUCUCUGAGAUGUGCUAAUUUAACUCUUCCAGAGGACAUCGCUCAGCUGUGUAAAGGUAAAAAUGAAGACUGUGAUUACCUAGCAGAAAGAUCGAUUGAGGAGGUAUAUUAUCUCUGGUGUUUGGCUGGAGGAGACUUGGAGAAAGAACUUGUUAACAAGGAAAUCAUUCGAUCAAAACCACCCAUCUGCACGCUCCCCAACUUUUUGUUUGAAGAUGGUGAGAGCUUUGGGCAAGGACGAGAUAGAAGUUCCCUCCUAGAUGACACAACUGUGAUACUGUCGCUGUGUCAGCUCAGAAAUAGACUGAAAGAUGUUGGUGGGGAAGCAUUUUAUCCAUUGCUUGAGGAUGAGCAGUCAAAUUUACCCCAUUCAAACAGUAAUAAUGAGCUAUCCGCAGCGGCCAAUCUUCCUCUGAUCAUCCGAGAGAGGGACACAGAGUACCAGCUACACAGAAUUGUUCUGUUUGACAGGCUACUGAAGGCUUAUCCAUACAAAAAAAAUCAAGUCUGGAAGGAAGCCAGAGUUGACAUACCUCCACUUAUGAGAGGUUUAACCUGGGCUGCCCUGCUGGGGGUUGAGGGUGCCAUUCAAACAAAAUAUGAUGCCAUUGAUAAGGACACUCCAAUUCCUACAGAUAGACAAAUUGAGGUUGAUAUUCCUCGCUGUCAUCAGUACGAUGAGCUGCUGUCAUCGCCAGAGGGUCAUGCAAAGUUUAGACGGGUAUUGAAGGCCUGGGUAGUUUCCCAUCCUGAUCUUGUGUACUGGCAAGGUCUUGAUUCACUUUGUGCACCAUUUCUGUACUUGAAUUUUAACAAUGAAGCUCUUGCCUAUGCCUGCAUGUCUGCUUUUAUUCCCAAGUACCUGUAUAACUUCUUUUUGAAGGAUAAUUCUCAUGUCAUUCAAGAAUACCUGACAGUGUUCUCCCAGAUGAUUGCAUUCCAUGACCCAGAGCUGAGUAACCAUCUCAAUGAAAUUGGCUUUAUUCCAGAUCUGUAUGCUAUUCCUUGGUUUCUCACUAUGUUUACACAUGUCUUUCCACUGCACAAGAUUUUUCAUCUGUGGGAUACAUUACUGCUUGGCAAUUCUUCCUUCCCAUUCUGUAUUGGAGUGGCUAUUCUGCAGCAACUGCGGGACCGGCUUCUGGCUAAUGGAUUCAAUGAAUGCAUUUUGCUCUUUUCAGAUUUACCAGAAAUCGACAUUGAACGUUGCGUCCGUGAGUCAGUCAACCUUUUUUGCUGGACCCCUAAGAGUGCAACAUACAGGCAACAUGCACAGCCUCCAAAGCAAGCCAGUGACUGCAACGGCUCAAGAGGUUCAAUGUCCUGCUUCACAGCAGAUUAUCAGGAAGCACCUAAAAGUGACCUGGAGAUUAUUCUUCCCUCAUUCUGUCCCAGGCCACAGCAUCCGACCGAGAAGCUGUGACACAACUUGGGCAUCGGAGGAGCACUGAAGAAUUGCAUUAAACAUACAGAAUCCACGAGAAGGUCAGGCACACUGUUUGUCUCCUUUCAUCCAAAGUGUCAAGGGCUCGGAGCUUCCAAGCUAUCCAUUGCUAUGUGGCUCAGACUAUGCAUCAUGGGGGCCUAUAAGGUAUCAAGCAUCCCUGUUCCAGAAGAAAUCAAGGCACAUUCCACGAGAUCUGUAGAAACCUCAUGGGAUUAAGAAGCAAGUGCUUCUGCACUGAGAUAUGCAGAGCACCCAUGGGCAUUGACUAACAUCCGUAUCAGACACUAUAAAGUGGAGUUCCUGUAUUUUGCAGAGACCUUCUUUGACAGGAAGGUGCUACAGGUGGUGGUGGCCCAGUAUUGCCUUUUGACAAACCUUAGUGGGCGGGAUUCCUUUUCUAGCUCAUUCUAUUUACUUUUUCCUUAUCCCUCUCUACUUCUGUUUCACUGCUUGCUACUUCCCAGACAUAACAGAGCUGUGGCAGACGCUGGGCUGCAGAAUGAAAAAAUUUUUACCAGAUAAUUUUCUUUUUGCUAGCAUCAUCUCCCACAAUUCUACCCAGCCUGGAUGGCUCUAUAGCCAAGGGGUCAGCUUUUUAUUUGGACAGUUACUAUGCAGACAAUUGCCUGCUGUACAUAGUUAAUAAGUUGGCAUUUAAUAAUGAUGUAAAUAUAUUUCUACAAGUUUCACCCGGUUUUUGGAAUGACUCAUCUGGCGACAAAGGAGACAUGGCCAGCACACACUGUGCUGUGCUGCAGCUUUGAUUGCUUCUGGAAACUACAGUGUGUUGGGGAGCAGCCCAGAAAUAACAGAAUUGUGGGAGAUGCUGAUAGCAGAACGGAAAUUAUUGCGUAAGGAAUUUUCCAUUCUCUGUUUUACAGCAGGGGGAAGAUGAGGCAUAAAGCUUGUAACUUGCUCAAGGCCACAGAGAACACUAUUGUUAGGGUCACGACCGGAUAUUGGGACUACUUGAUUCCUCAUCCAGUGCUUAAACCACUGAACCACAUUUGUUGUUGAAUUAUUAUUUGUAUUAUCAUAGCAUCUAGCAUACAUUAUUUGUAUUACCCAGACAUUGACCAGAACUCUCUUCUGCUAGGUGUUGUACAAACACAGAACAAAAAGGGUCCCGGCUCCAGAGAGCUUACAAUCGAAGUAUAAGAUAAGAGACAACAGAUGGAUACAGACACACCUGAGAAUACAAGAAAACAAUGAGUCAUUGUUAGCAUGAUAGGCAGUGAUCAAAGCACACUUGCAGUCUCAUUGUUGUCAAGCUUGUUAUAGGCAUCAUGACAAAGCAGAGCGUUGAGGGAUUUUAAGGAGAUAAUGAGGUAGCUUUCUGGAUAGUUACAGGAGUUCUCCCCGAGCGUGAUGGGCAGUGGGGAAAAGCCAGAAGGUGCUUGUUUGAAAAUGUAACAAGUGGAAGAUGGAGGCUGGCAUCAUUGGCCAAUUGAAGGCAGUAGUUGGCCUCUCAGUGGUGAAUGAGAGAUGAUAGGUAAGGUAGAGAUAGGUGAGCAUUGAAGAGCCUUGAAAUUGAAGCCAAGUUGUGUGUGUUUGAUGCAAAAGAGAAGGGGAAGCCAGUGGAGGGAUGUGAAUACGUUAUAAAACCAAGGAGACCCGAAAGUAAGAGAACAGUAGGCAUGCAUGAAAUAGUCGGGUAAGACAUUUUUCUUAACCUCAAGAAAAGUUCCACUGUCUGAGCCAAAAUACUGGCCUUAUCAGAAAAGCCUUUUUGAUGUUGCUCCACAAUUCCUUUCACACCCCUAAAGGAUUCUGGAUUAUACUAGAUUUAUAUUGGAACUCCCUUAUUUUUAUAUAAUUCUUUUCAUGCCAUAAGCUGUAUUUCCCCUGUAGACCAAAGCCAGCAGUAGAUUCAUCCAAUCCACCAGUGCCAGGGAGUUAAGCAAAUGUUUAUGGUAUGUAACACAAAAGAAAAAAAAUUGUAGUUUCAGCUGCUUUCCCUUUUGUUGUUUUUAUUUUUCCUUCUCCCUCUUAACACAUGAUGUAUUUUAUGUGGAGUGCUUCACUAUGAUGGCUGCAUCCCUUCUGAAACUGAAGAGAAAUCAGGCUUUCCAGUCUAGGGACUCUAUCCAGUUGAAUGACCUGAAGGCGGAAGUGUCGCCACGGAUUUCAGCAGAAGAUCUGAUUGACUUGUGUGAGCUGACGGGACCUAGUCACUUCAAAACGCCUACAAAGAAAACCAAAU
Molecule: messenger RNA, 4730 nt
Organism: Trachemys scripta elegans
Lineage: Eukaryota; Metazoa; Chordata; Testudines; Emydidae
Gene: TBCK
Product: TBC1 domain containing kinase
Exons: 25
Coding region: 206-2503 (765 amino acids)
Biological process (GO): protein phosphorylation; activation of GTPase activity
Molecular function (GO): protein kinase activity; ATP binding; GTPase activator activity
Source: RefSeq, a predicted model, not a curated record